Messenger RNA from Thermothielavioides terrestris NRRL 8126, 963 nucleotides. RefSeq lists its product as uncharacterized. Bases 1 to 963 code for a protein of 320 amino acids. The transcript has 3 exons. Lineage: Eukaryota; Fungi; Ascomycota; Sordariomycetes; Sordariales; Chaetomiaceae. The record is from RefSeq and is a predicted model, not a curated record.
AUGACGCAUCCGACCAAGGAGGUUGAGCCCCUACCUGACAAUCCUGACCGAGACUUGUCGUGGACUUUGGACUCUCUUCACGGAUUCUGCAGGAAAGACGGACUUGAAGACGGCAAUCGCCAUCUGUCGUGGUCGCUGGGCACGUUUCCAGACCGCUGGAUGUACCUCAACUUCAUCUUCCACUACUUCACCCCGCACGAUACCGACGCGGACAAGUGGAUUGGCUCCGGUAUUCGCUGCGACCGUCAGACCAUUACGGUUCCCAUCGGGGGUCCUAGAGGCAGAGCGACAUUUAUAGAACAGCGAGUCUGGUUCAGCGUACGCACUGCCACGGCAUACGAUGAUAGUCGCGCGCCGGACCUCGCUAAGCGACUGCUAAAGGGGCCGGCUACUCUCGGGUUCGUCCUGGACGAUGUGCUCCAUCAUCCGAUCAGGAUGACACAGAAGGAUUGGGAAAUGCGCGGGCUGGAGCCUGUCAAAGGCGCUUCGGGUGUAACGGCUUUCCAAAUGCUCCUUUGGGGUGGGGUGGACGAAUGGAGCAGACGCUGGAACGCUUGUCUUGACUAUGUUGACAGACUUCACGAAGUCCAGAUUGAGGACAUAGAUGGCAGCGACCCAGAGAAGCUCAAUGACCUCAUGUUUGACCCUCGCGGCUCGCUGGCCAAGAAAUACUUCGUCACAGCGCACCUCCUCAAGAUCUUCCGCCGGCACAUCGACGUUCUGCCCCGUUCCCUUCAGCAGAUGAGAUCAAAGUGGCAGAGCACGUACCCAGGCGUGGACUCGGAUCUCCUCGAGCGUUUUGACAAUCCCACCCAGUUGACGCUGCUGAAGAACUGGUCUCGGCUGGUAGACCACGCUGGCGCUCUGCACGAGAAGCUUGCCCACAGGAUUGAGAAGAGGUCGGGCGAGCUCUUGAACCUCAGGAACACUCUGCUGCUCGCCAGGGCAACUGUCCGCAAUUGA